AUGCCUCCACCGCGGUUACAAUGUCUCAAUGGGAUGAGAUCAAGCUUAGGGAAGGCUUCGAACCUCGGGGCUGCUUUCUCGACGUCCAGUAAUGUCCGGGCAGAAGGACCUCGACAACCAAACCCCUCCAGCUCGACAUUACCAAAUUCUAAUAAUGACACACGUUUUCCAACCUUCGCCAGAACCGCGCCACCGAAUGCUGUGAAUCUGCCCACAGGGUCUCGAUCCAAUGUGGAUUACGGUGAUGGCGGAGAAAAAACACUGCGCAUUGCAAAACUCCUCAACAAACAGAUCUUAAGAAAGGAACGCAAUGAUAGGGAUACCAGAAACCAAAAGACAGAUCCGACCAGUGCCCUGUCUGCGAAAGAGGAGAUGCAGCUCAAUGAGAAUUCUUUGGCGUUGAGUAAACAGAUUACGAGACGCUAUGCUGCGGGUGAUGUCUACGCGCCCCAUGAUCUGCAUUGGGUGGAGAUGCAGAAGUGGAAGGCAAGGUCGAGACCGAAGUAUGAUGCUUUUGAUGCGCUGGAUAUGAAGCCUUUGGAUCAUUAUAGGAACUUCUCUAUGGUGUCUGAGUACAUGACUCCUAUGGGAAGGAUUAAGCAUUCUAAGGAGACGGGAUUGCGUCCGGUUAACCAACGUCGGAUUGCGAGGACGAUUCGGAGGACGAUUGGGAUGGGUCUGAUGCCCAGUGUGCAUAAACAUCCGGAGAUCUUGAUGAAGGCGCAUUCAAAGGCGCAAUUUUACAGACCUAAUGGUGUUAGGUAA
Glarea lozoyensis ATCC 20868 is the source of this 765-nucleotide messenger RNA. Its product is annotated as Ribosomal protein S18. NCBI's taxonomy places the organism in Eukaryota, Fungi, Ascomycota, Leotiomycetes, Helotiales, Helotiaceae. Gene Ontology annotation, biological process: mitochondrial translation. The transcript has 3 exons. Bases 1 to 765 code for a protein of 254 amino acids. The record is from RefSeq and is a predicted model, not a curated record. Gene Ontology annotation, molecular function: small ribosomal subunit rRNA binding; structural constituent of ribosome. Gene Ontology annotation, cellular component: mitochondrial small ribosomal subunit; ribosome.